Molecule: messenger RNA, 2692 nt
Organism: Labrus mixtus (cuckoo wrasse)
Lineage: Eukaryota; Metazoa; Chordata; Actinopteri; Labriformes; Labridae
Gene: sirt1
Product: sirtuin 1
Exons: 9
Coding region: 44-2095 (683 amino acids)
Molecular function (GO): NAD+ binding
Source: RefSeq, a predicted model, not a curated record
GCACGCCCUGCACUGAACACUUCACUUGCGUUUGCGGCUGAAGAUGGCGGACGGGGAGAGCAGUCUUGGAACAGCCUUUCCAGGCGUAUCCGAAAUUGAAGAACCGGCCAAAAAGCGGUCGAAAGUCAGCCCGGCGACUGACUACGGUUUCGCCAAAGCAGACCACUUAACAUGUGCCUCUGGGGUCACAGAGAGCUGGGAGGCGGGGGUAAAUUGUAUGCUGCCAGCGGAGAAGAAAGCAAAGCCGGCGAUGGCGGUACAGCAGGCCACAACAGUGCCAGCAGGCGACAACAAUGGACUGGAACUGCUGGACUCCAAGCAACAUAGCGCCGUCAUAAAACUAAACGCCAGCUCGACACUGAAGGCAAACGAGGAGGGUGGUGAAUAUUUUGGACAUGAGGAUCUUAUCACAAACGGGUUGCCUGACACCCCGGAGCACAUCAACGAGGAAGAUGACAGAUUAUCUCAUGCAAGCUCUAGCGACUGGACUCCUCAACCGCCAAUAGGUUCCUACAGUUUCAUCCAGCAACACAUCAGAGAGGCAGAUCCUAGAGCUAUACUGAAGGAUUUGUUGCCUGAGACUGUACUCCCACCGGAUUUAGACGACAUGACAUUGUGGCAGAUCAUCAUCAACAUUUCAGAUCCUCCAAAAAGAAAGAAGCGAAAGGAUAUCAAUACCUUAGAAGACGUGGUCAAACUACUUCAUGAAAGUAAACGGAUCCUCGUGUUGACUGGUGCUGGGGUGUCCGUUUCUUGUGGAAUACCGGACUUUCGCUCCAGAGAUGGGAUUUAUGCACGCCUUGCCAUAGAUUUUCCGGAUCUUCCGGAUCCUCAAGCUAUGUUUGACAUUGAAUACUUCAGACGGGACCCAAGACCGUUUUUCAAGUUUGCAAAGGAGAUAUACCCUGGUCAGUUCCAGCCAUCACCUUGCCACAGAUUUAUAUCCAUGCUUGAUAAACAGGGGAAGCUGCUGCGCAAUUACACACAGAAUAUUGAUACACUGGAACAAGUAGCCGGAGUUCAGCGGAUUAUCCAAUGUCAUGGGUCGUUUGCAACUGCAUCCUGCCUUGUCUGUAAACAUCAAGUGGAUUGUGAGGCUAUACGGGAAGACAUCUUUAACCAGGAUGUCCCUCAUUGUCAACAAUGUGAAGACAUUCCUCUGGCAAUAAUGAAACCGGACAUUGUCUUCUUUGGAGAGAAUCUUCCAGAAAUGUUCCACAGAGCCAUGAAGCAGGACAAGGAUGAGGUGGACCUAUUGAUAGUCAUUGGCUCUUCACUUAAAGUCAGACCAGUUGCCCUCAUCCCAAACUCUAUUCCUCAUGAAGUGCCUCAGGUCCUGAUCAAUAGGGAGCAGCUCCCUCACCUCAACUUUGAUGUGGAGUUACUUGGGGACUGUGAUGUAAUUGUCAACGAGAUCUGUCAUCGGUUGGGUGGAGACUUUGAGCAACUCUGUUAUAAUACUGCAAGACUCUCUGAAAUCAUAGAGAAACCCCCUCGGUUAUCAAAUAAGCUACCAAGUGAGGCCUUGCCUGGUAAGAGCAAUGCAGCACAGGAGGAGCAGAAGAAAAUCAGUACAGACACAGUAACUCCGCCUUCAGAGGAGACGCAGAGUCCAAAUGUCACAGAGGCUGCUGGCAAUAGUACAACAUCUCCAAGACCUUGUUCAAAUGCUCAGUGUCCAUGUAAAGAGACAGCUGAGCCUUCAGAGUGUUCAACAGAAGAUGCACUUAAAGAGACAGCGACUUCAGAAAAGAGCCAAGACUCCAACAUUGAAAGUCGAAGACGAUGCUGGAUGACUCAUAUCAACAAAAGUCCAAUCAGCAAACGCCUUGAGACAGGACAGUACCUUUUUCAGGCACCAAAUCACUACAUCUUCCAUGGGGCAGAAGUUUACACUGAUUCUGAAGAUGAGACAUCAAGCUCCUGUGGCAGUGAUAGUGAAGUCUCUGAAUGCAGCGCAGUUGAGAUGGAUGAAGACAGUGAGACAGAGGAAGUCACACUUGCAGUGGAUGAAGAGACAUGCCUCAAAGACGCAAUACAUCACAGUAAAGCUAAUGAACCCACAACAUGUAUGCAGAAAGACCAUGCAUCUUAAAAGACUCAGAGCUCUCCACACCUUUAAGAGUAAAGUACCCAUUACCCGGCACUAAUUAUAUGUAUAUGUGCGUUUCGUAUAUUUUUGACGAUACAAUUAUUUUUCAUAAAGUUGCAAUUGAUUGAUAACUUAAUGUGAAUAAGCAGCAAGCUUGUUUCUUGCUUGUGUGUGUUUUUUCCCCUGUCCAAUUAGGACUCAUGAAUCCAGUCCUUAAUCCCACACACUAAUUACAAUUUCUUAGAAUUUGUUUAUUUUCAUCGUACCUCAUUUUGGUCUCACUUUCAGAGAUGUAUUAAAAUCUUACCUUUUAGGAUGUACAAUGAAUCAACACUAGAUAGGCCAUUUAUUCUUAAAUUGCCGUCAUUACAAGUCAAGACAACAAAUUAGUUAGUCUAUAGUAUAUCAGAUUUGGUUUAUGAGCUUUUUCAUGUUACCUUUGACAAACAGAUAUUUUCAGCUUAAAACCAUUUAAAUUGGGACUACUAUGAAUUUUAGACACAUUCAUUGUUAACUUCACAAUACUUCACGUAUUUUGUAAUGUACAAUAUAAAAAGUUAAGCUGUACCCCUUCAUGAGGGUAAAUGCUGUAAAACAAGA